Messenger RNA from Penaeus chinensis, 4678 nucleotides. RefSeq names its product acetylcholine receptor subunit alpha-like 1. The record is from RefSeq and is a predicted model, not a curated record. NCBI's taxonomy places the organism in Eukaryota, Metazoa, Arthropoda, Malacostraca, Decapoda, Penaeidae. The transcript has 3 exons. Gene Ontology annotation, biological process: monoatomic ion transport. Gene Ontology annotation, cellular component: membrane. Bases 247 to 846 code for a protein of 199 amino acids.
UCCAUUCUUCACUCCCUCUCCUUCUCCUUUCCAUCCUCCACACCCCGACCUCACACCCAAAAUCCAAAUAAUACAAAAAAAGAAAAAAAAACACACACAAAAAAGAAAAAAAAAGAAGAAAAAAACAUAUCCACCAACUCCACCAAAGUUCAACAAAACACAACCAAUUCACACCCCAAAAUGGAAAAAAAAAAAAGAAAAAAGAAAAAAGAAAAAGAGAGAGAAACAAAAGAUUAAUAUAACACCAUGUUCUCUUCCCUUCUCUCUCUCCCCCCGCACCGCCCUCGUUUCAGUGUCUUCAUGGAACCGAACCGUGUGAUGAUUCGAACUUGUAACGGGAAUGAGAUGCGAGAAAAUUUCUACAGGCCUUCUUUUGACGACCCGCUGUACAAACACAGCGACAACCCCAACCUGCCGUACGACACUCCUCUCCCCAGGGACGACUUCUCGCCGAUGACCGACGGGCCUUACUCCACCACCUGUCGCAUCCACGGCUCCACCAACAUCCACGACGACGGGUAUGCCCUCGAAAACUCGGACAAGAGCCCCACUUUUAGGCCCUUCCAGCAUAACCUGCCCCACUGCUCGCCCGAGGUUCACCGCACGUGUUGGUGUGUCAACUUCAUCGCAGAGCAUACGAGACUCAAGGAGGAUUCGACAAAGGUGAAGGAAGAUUGGAAGUACGUUGCCAUGGUACUGGACCGGCUUUUCCUGUGGAUCUUCACCCUGGCAGUGCUGGUGGGCACGGCUGGCAUCAUCCUGCAGGCACCCUCGCUGUAUGACGACCGCGUUCCCCUGGACAAGAAGCUCAGCGAGGUGUUCCGAGCUCAUCCUUCCAAUAACUAAUCAUUCCCCGGGGUUUAUGGAGCGCGUGCCAAUGAAGAUUUUUUUUUUUUUUUUUUCCAUCAAGAUAGUCAUUGCGUUAUUAAUAUUAUUGUUAUCUUUCUCUUGCAAGGGUCUUUUUUUUUUUUUCUUUUUUUCUUUCGGUGAUCAAAUGUCUUACUGUGAGAAAUCAUGUUUCUUUGUUUAUAUACAGGGAUAUAUACGCAUAGCCAAGAGCAUGUCAUGGAGAACACGAAAUUAAAAUAACUUUAGCUUUAUUUUUAAGAUAAUGCAGAAUGAGUGGAGAAUCCUGACCCAUGAGUUUCCCAGUUGUUUGGAUAUUAUAUCAUAUUUAGAUAGACUCGGUGAUGUAAAUGCAAGAGUAUUUUACAUUAGAUUGUUGACGCAUAUGAAAUACAUUGACAUAUAGGAUAAGAAGCGUUUCCACCUGUUGACAUUUAUGUCUAUUUUUCAUCUCUACUUUUUUUUAGCAGAAUCAUUAUGAACAAGAUGCUCAUUUUAACAUGUUAAAAUGAUGCGCAGCCUAGUUACAUGUUUUUAUUUCAUUACAUCCAUUUUUCAUUGAUUUAUUUAUUAUUGAAACAUCAUGCCACGAUGGACAAAGAAAUGAAAAUCAUACAAUCAAUCAAUCAGUGUGUAGUUGUGUUUAUAUUAUAUUUAACAAAUAAGUGAAAACUAUAUACAAGAGGUAAAUUACUAGCCUCUGUAGACUUUCUAUAAACCAAAGUGUAGAUUACAGACAGUGCUGUACUAUACAUAUUUUGUAUCAUAGAUGUAGACACAAAACAUCUCGUCAAAGGACUUAGGUAAACUUGAUUUUCGGUGCGAAAUAUUAUUACAAGGGAAGAGAGAAAGCGAGAGAGAGGGAGAGAGAAAUACGAAAGUGUGAUAACGGUUUUCUGCGAGUGGACUGAAGAACUUAUUACCUUUUUAGUAUUAUAGUGCAAAGAUAAGAUGCUCUCUUGUAUUACCUUGGAUAAUAUAUGUAAGAAAAGCGGUGAACGGAUUCGAACGCUGACACUGAAGAAAAAAAAAACGUUUCUGCGAAGAGAGAAAACCAAUCGUAUAUUCUAAGUAAAAAUGGAAAACAAAACAAGAAUCCUAAAAAAAAGGGGAACUGACUCAACUUUGCUUAGAUGAACACGAAAGGAAAUGGAGACACCAAGGGAAAAAAAGAAUAUAGAUAUAUAAAUGAUCUCUCCGUUGACAGAGAUGUGUGUAUAUAUUAAGCAGUAGCAGAGCACGUGUUCGCCUGCUGGACUGAUUAGCAGGAACCUAGACAUCUUACGGUGAAGUUAAAUGUGCAGAAUAGCAAGUUUUAAGAUAAAAAAAAUUGUGUUGGAUGACAUUUCCAUUGUGUUAUUCCAAAGAUUGAUACAAACGUUACAGUAUUCUAUAGCAAAAAAAAAAAAAAAAAAUUAUCUGAUACUGUAAAUAGAUAUAUGAUAUCACUUUGUUGUUAAUAUUGAUAGAAUGAUUGAUAUUCUUGAAGUCAGUGGCAUUGUUAUUAUAGAAAUUAUGUAACUGAAUUCUCGAUAUUGUUUGAAGUGUUUAAUAAUGUGGAAACAAAUAUUAAAAUCCCCUAGCAAGUAAUCCUGAUUUUGUUGCCAAUUAGAAUAAACACACAUUCCCUCAAAAUAUAUCUUUUUGUCAUAAAUGUAAAAUAAAAUCUGUCUUUCCUAAAGCCACAAAAAAUUAUUAUAAUAAUUCUUGCCUAUGUCUUCUUGUACAGCAGCAUAUAGACCACACUGUUAUAAAAAAAAAAUGAAUGUUAAUAUAUCGUAGAGCCUCGGACAAGCAGUUCUGAGAAAACUACAUUCUUUUCACUCAACAUGACUUUUAAGAAAUCUAGCCAAGAUUUUCCCAAAUAAAUCAUACAAUUCCCAUUCUUCUUUUUUCUUAGACUAUGAAAUAUAGAGGAUGAGAUUUCUCAGAACCGCCUCUCUGAAUAUCUAUCAUAUUGUAUGCUGAGAAUUAGCAGUACUGAGCUUUAUGAUGUCUAAAUAAAGUUCGGUAGAAUUUUUUACUCCCAUGACUUGUAAUACAGUAUGAAUUAACCAUAGGGACGACUUCAAGGCUUAGACUGGAAGUAUAUACUUUGGUUUCAUACAUUCUGGAGGGAAUAAAGACCACUUACACAUAUAUGUAUAUGCAUUCAUCUGUUGUUUUUUUUCUUCUGCCGGUGUGUUGCGACUCAGUUAUCACACACACUUACGGAAUUUAAAAGCCUGAGUUUUCCUCCACAAUGUGUAAACGAAAGAAACAUCCGUUGGUACUCGUCUAUGACAAGAACCAAUUGUAAAAAAAAAAAAAAAAAUAUAGACUUAAAAUUGGCCACGACUUUUUAGAGAAGCGGGUAAAACGACACGAACGGUCUUUUGAUUUUUGAAUGUCGAACUCAAAAUGCUGAUUUUGUAAAACCUUAGAGAAUAGAAUGCUCACAGCCAAUCAUUGUCCAGUUAGGAUAAUUGUAAUAAGAGAAAUAUACAUAAUAUAAGACCUUGUUAACAUGCAUCGAUCCGUGAGAUUUGUAAAAAAAAAAAUUGUUGACCUAUAAAAAAAAAACUAUGUCAGCUUAAGUACUAAGAUCCUUUUGAAAUUUUAACUGAUAACAAUUUCAUCAAAAGGAGGUCUGGGAAGUCAUCAGUGCGGCGAGUCGAAGCACGCUUGGGCCUCGAACAAAAUUAAAAAAACGAAUAUGUAUGUAUAUGUAUAUGUAUAUAUACAUAUAUAUGUAUAUGCACAUGUAUAUAUAAAUAUAUAUAUAUAUAUAUAAGUGUAUCAUAGUCUUCUAAGCAAAGUCAGUUAUUCUUAUCGAAAGGUUCUUAAGAUGAUCUGCUGUUUAUAUAGAUUACUUUUCUACACUUAGCUGGUCAGGGGGAAAGACUUAGAGGCGAUUUACCUGAGGGUUUGUGUCAAGGUAAUAUAUAACCAUUACAGACUAUAUUCAAAAUCCAAUAUUUUUCAAAUACACAGUUUGCCAAAUAUGAAGCAAAACUCGAGGACUUUUGUCGUCCGAGAUCAUAAGAAAUGGAAUGAAACAAAAGAUAUAUAUAUUGUGAAAUGUGUUACUGUUUUUGGGUUAGGUUAAGCGGCUGUAUAUUUCUAAUCAUGGUGGCUAGGCUGCACCCCCCACUACCCCAACCCUCCCCCGGAAAACCAAUGUAACACCUUAUUUGUAUCCCAAUAUAUUCAGAAAACCUCGAGAUGUAACGCCUCAGAGGUUGAGUCAUAAAAAGGUUUUUUCUCCCCGAGCCCCCGCCCCCCCUUCCCCUUCCACACCUCAUUUGCAUACAUGACCGAAACACGAAAAACUUUGUAAAAUUAUUGAGGCUAUGAAGGAAAAUGAAUGAAUGAAAAAAAAAAAAACACCAAAAGCUCAAAUUGUAAUCCUAAAUACGGGAUUUUGAAGUGGUCGUUCCCUUUUUUGUGUCCAAUUUAUGUGUAAACUGGACACGUGACCACGUGCUGCCACAUGCUAUGAAUAAUAAAAAAAGAACAUACCCUCUACCUUUUUAAAAGCUAUGAAAAAAUAUGGUUGAUCCCAAUGGAUAUAAGUAUUCAUUUUGUAUACAUUAUAAGAUUUUUAAUAGCAAUACCACUUAUCUGGAAUUUAGACUUAAAAACUGCAAGUAGUUUGUUCUACGUGAGGUUGUUAGGAGUUGGUGUUUAGAUUCUAACUGCGAGACCUUGUUAUCACAUCGUUUUUUUUUUUUGUUUUUUUUCAAUUUUCGGUCAUCGGCGCCCGUAAGCACGAAAGGGCGGCUUUGUCAACGCCCCUUAACGCUCACGGAAAUCGUGACUGAACAGAGACUAAAAUAAAAAUAAAACGUGC